Molecule: messenger RNA, 504 nt
Organism: Linum tenue
Lineage: Eukaryota; Viridiplantae; Streptophyta; Magnoliopsida; Malpighiales; Linaceae
Source: the annotation of a GenBank genome assembly
UUGGUGCUACCCCACCCACUGUCGCCGCCGCACACUUCUGCUACUGCUGCGUUCUGCUCCGCCCUGAAUUCCAAUCCACAACCAAAACUUGAUCCGCAACCAAUCAACAAUGGCGGCAGAGGGAGUUGGCUGGAUUUGCUUCUUUCAGUGGCUGAUCAGAGGUGGCGGGCAGAUCUAUCUAUAAAGCAACAAAGUGAGGUGGCGGCGAUUGAGUUCGGCAGAGCAGUUGGUGGCGGUAGUCGAUUUCUAGCGGAAAGAAGGGGAAGGGAUGGAUCGACAUGGGGAAGGGUGUCAAUUUCGGUCAGGGAGGUGAAGCAGAGAAACCCUGGAACAGAUUGUGACGAACCGUUCUCGAGGGUCGCGCAAAAUGGCAGGUGCUUGUUCUUUGAGAACGUCGCUCUUGGGUCCUCCAUUUCUCUCUCGGAGAUCCGAACUUGUAUGAUGUGGAUCUUUCUGGGAUAUACUCAGCCAAAGAAUUUGUCUAGUGGUACAAUGGACAUCUAG